AUGGCCGUGGACCGAAAUAAUCAUUACUUUAGAUGCGAUCUUCGGGUGCGAGGGAUGCUGCGCAGGUGUCAACCCGUGCUGAGCGAAUUCCCGGGCUUUCCGCGCAGAUCAACGGUGCGUCGUGCGCCCAGGACGGAAUUGGCUGGCACACUGCUGCUGCUAACAUCAGACACAUCCUAUAGGACACUCUUCAGUUCCGUAAUCUGGCGAUUGGUGGAAUAA
Molecule: messenger RNA, 222 nt
Organism: Pieris macdunnoughi
Lineage: Eukaryota; Metazoa; Arthropoda; Insecta; Lepidoptera; Pieridae
Source: the annotation of a GenBank genome assembly